Molecule: messenger RNA, 1924 nt
Organism: Osmerus eperlanus (European smelt)
Lineage: Eukaryota; Metazoa; Chordata; Actinopteri; Osmeriformes; Osmeridae
Gene: slc6a22.2
Product: solute carrier family 6 member 22, tandem duplicate 2
Exons: 15
Coding region: 119-1924 (601 amino acids)
Biological process (GO): sodium ion transmembrane transport
Cellular component (GO): plasma membrane
Molecular function (GO): gamma-aminobutyric acid:sodium:chloride symporter activity
Source: RefSeq, a predicted model, not a curated record
AAUUCUAGUUGGCUAUUUUGUCCACACGCAGGUCCACGUUCAGUGUUUGAAUAAACUUGUGUUUAUAAAGCCGGCCAAAGGGUGUUAAAGAAGUCCAGGAAAACAACCACAGGCUGACAUGAAUGAAUCACUGGUGAAGACAAAGCUGAUGAGUCUUGCGGGCCGGCUGGUGACCCCUGAACCCAAACUACAAGAGAGGGGUCAAUGGAGCAGUAAAAUAGAAUUUUUGCUGGCAGUCUCUGGAAACAUCAUUGGUCUGGGUAAUGUCUGGCGGUUUCCUUACCUAUGCUACAAAAAUGGAGGAGGGGCUUUCUUCGUACCCUAUGUCUUAUUCUUGUUCACCUGCGGAAUUCCUCUCUUCCUCUUGGAGACAUCUUUGGGUCAGUUCACCAGUCAGGGUGGAAUCACUUGUUGGAGGAAAAUCUGCCCACUAUUUGAAGGCUUGGGUUAUGGAAGUCAAGUUGUUGUUUUAUACUCUGGGGUGUAUUACAUCAUCAUUCUGGCUUGGGCAUCCCUCUACCUGUUCUCUUCCUUCAGCUCUGAACUGCCCUGGGCUAGCUGUCAAAACAGUUGGAAUACAGACAACUGCUUUGAACAUGGCAAAAAUAACACAGAUCAUCUCCUUGGGAAGACAAAAUCAUCGGACGUAGAAUUCUGGGAGAGAAGGAUAUUGGGUUUAUCAGGAGGAAUUGAGGAGAUAGGAAAUAUUCGUUGGGAACUGGCUCUGUGUCUCCUACUGUGCUGGAUCAUCUGUUACUUCUGUGUCUGGAAUGGAGUGAAGUCAACAGGAAAGGUGGUUUACUUCACUGCCACCUUCCCCUAUGUGAUGCUGGGGGUGUUGCUAGUCCGCGGACUCACACUGCCAGGGGCCAUAGAUGGUAUUAAGUUCUACCUGUAUCCUGACCCAGCCCGUCUUGCUGACCCUCAGGUAUGGAUGGAUGCUGGGAGCCAGAUAUUUUACUCUUACGGACUUUGCACUGGUGUUUUGACAGCUUUAGGGAGCUACAACAAGUAUAAUAACAACUGCUACAGGGACUGUAUAUACCUCUGCCUCCUAAACAGUUUAACCAGCUUUGUGGCUGGUUUUGCCAUCUUCUCUGUGCUGGGUUUCAUGGCUUAUGAGCAAGGUACUGACAUCUCAAUGGUGGCUGAAUCAGGUCCUGGCUUAGCAUUCAUUGCCUAUCCUCGUGCAGUGGCCAUGAUGCCAGUACCUCAGCUCUGGGCUACUUUUUUCUUCAUUAUGAUCAUCUUACUUGGAUUAGACAGCGAGUUUGUGAAUUAUGAGUCCUUGGUCACAGCUAUCUCCGAUAUGUAUCCUUCCUUUUUCCGCCUUGGUUACCGUCGUAAACUCCUCCUACUUGUCAUGUGUGUGGGGAGCUACCUCCUUGGCCUGCUGAUGAUCACAGAAGGUGGACUGUACGUGUUUCAGCUGUUUGACUAUUACGCUUGUAGUGGAAGCACUCUUCUGUUCUUUGCCAUUUUCCAGUCUGUUUGUAUUGGAUGGAUAUAUGGUGGAGACCGCCUAAACGAUAACUUAAAGGACAUGAUUGGUUACCAUCCUUUGGCAUUCAUAAAAUAUUGUUGGCAGUACAUCACACCAGCUGUCUGCAUUGCCACAUUUAUUUUCUCCCUUGUCAAGUAUACCCCUGUCCAAUUUAACAACAACUAUGAGUACCCCUGGUGGGGCUAUGCCAUUGGUGGGUUUCUUACACUCUCGUCAACGCUCAUGGUUCCUUUCUGGAUGCUAUACUCUAUUUCUACCACGCCUGGCACCCUCAGACAGAGGAUUGCAACGCUAUGCACUCCCGCAGAGGACCUGCCUAAAAUAUCUCGAAAUAAGAAUAAGGCCUUAAACCCUGCAGCAUUCCAGACAUUUACAGAAUUGUGUACACUGCGAAUAAUAGAAACUACUAGUUCCAGGUAG